This is a messenger RNA of Hippocampus zosterae (dwarf seahorse), 3693 nucleotides long. It is a transcript of the gene thbs4b, whose product is annotated as thrombospondin 4b. Lineage: Eukaryota; Metazoa; Chordata; Actinopteri; Syngnathiformes; Syngnathidae. Bases 294 to 3119 code for a protein of 941 amino acids. Gene Ontology annotation, cellular component: extracellular region. The record is from RefSeq and is a predicted model, not a curated record. Gene Ontology annotation, biological process: cell adhesion. The transcript has 22 exons. Gene Ontology annotation, molecular function: calcium ion binding.
AAGAAUAAGUGAGUGUGCAGACAGAUGGGCCGAGGUGUCAAGAACUAUCAGCCGUUUUCUAGGAACCCGCUGCAAGCAGUCUAAACAGCCGCAGCCGCAGUCAGAGCCGAGGCCGAGCCGUCUGCCUGGACUUCAGUCCUUCACUCCUUCUUUGCAUGUGGUGGUCUUUAAAAAAAAAAAAGAAAAAGGGGGUUUGAGUUCUGCUCCUCCUCCUCCUUCCCUGAGUGGGACUCCUCUCACCAUCUUCCAUCAGACACUUGUGAGCCGAAAGUUGGACGCGGAACGCCGACAAGAUGGGUCGGUGGAGUGCGACGAUCGCGGCCUCGCAGCUUUUGCUUCAACUGUGCACGUACGUGAGAGCCCAAGCUUUAGUGUAUGAUCUGCUCACCUCCCCCGACUGCCUGCCUGACCUGCUGCAGGGCGGUCUAGUGGAGCAGGGGGCCAACGAGGCCUUCAUCCUGGCCACCUUCAAACUGCAGCCCAAAACCGGCACGACCGUGUUUGGUCUGUACAACCCGCGGGACAACAGCAAGCACUUUGAAUUCACUGUGAUGGGCAAACUCAACAAAGCCGUGUUGCGCUACCUGCGCACCGACAAGAGGACGAGCUCGGUGACCUUCAACAAUCUGGUGCUGGCAGACGGCAACAUCCACAAACUGUUGUUCCAUCUGAGGGGUCUUCAGCAAACGGGCGGUCCCGGUGGGUUGGAGCUACAUCUGGACUGCAAGCUGGUGGAGACGGUGCGCGAUCUCCCCGCCGCCUUCCAGGGUUUACCGCCCGGCUACGGAAUGGUGGAGCUGAAGACCAUGCUGAACAAAGAUCAAGAAGGCUUACACGAGCUCAAGCUGGUGGUCGGAGACACCUUUGAGAAUGUUGCGGCUUUGCAAGACUGCCAUUUCCAGCAAAGGGACUCCGUGCAAACCCUGGGCGUCAACACCAAGCAGCUCUCCAAUCAAAUGAUGGAGUUGACCAAGGUACUCAACGAGCUGAAAGACAUCCUCAUCCAGCAGGUGAAAGAGACCUCCUUCCUCACCAACACCAUUUCUGAGUGUCAGGCUUGCGGUCUGGGCGGUACCGAAGUGGUGAAGCCGAGGUGCGGCCCCGGCGUUUGUUUCCGCGACGGCACGUGCCGGGAGACGGCGGACGGCGUGGAGUGCGGGCCUUGUCCCGACGGCUACACGGGAGACGGCUUCAACUGUGAUGACGUGGACGAGUGCCAGUUCAACCCUUGCUUCCCGGGAGUCAAAUGCGUGAACACGGCCCCGGGCUUCCGCUGCGAUGCCUGCCCGCUGGGCUACACCGGCCUGCCAAUGGAGGGCGUAGGAGCGCUCUUCGCCCAAACUAACAAACAGGUGUGUGACGACAUCGACGAAUGCAAAGGACCAAACAAUGGCGGCUGCGCGGCCAAUUCCAUCUGUCAAAACUCGGAGGGCUCCUACCACUGCGGCAGCUGCAAGACGGGCUUCACGGGCGACCAGGUGGAAGGCUGCAAACCCGAGAUCAGCUGCGCUAACAGCCUGACCAACCCUUGCGACGUCAACGCGCACUGCGUGGCCGAGAGGGACGGAUCCGUCUCCUGCCAGUGUGGAAUCGGCUGGGCCGGAAACGGAUUCCUGUGCGGGAAGGACACCGACAUUGAUGGCUAUCCGGACGCGAAACUCAAGUGUAAGGACCCCUCAUGUAAAAAGGACAACUGCGUCUUCGUUCCAAACUCCGGCCAAGAGGACGCCGACCGAGACGGGCAGGGAGACGCCUGCGACGAGGACGCAGACGGCGACGGCAUUCCCAACGAGCAGGACAACUGCUGGUUGAAGCCCAACGUGGACCAAAGGAACAGCGACAAGGACACGCACGGCGACGCCUGCGACAACUGCCGUCUGGUAGAAAACCCGGACCAGAAGGACACGGACGGCGAUGGCAAAGGCGACGCCUGCGACGACGACAUGGACGGCGACGGCCUGAAAAACUUCCUGGACAACUGCCAGCACGUGAAGAACCCCGACCAGCUGGACCGAGAUGGUGACGGCGUGGGAGACGCGUGUGACAGCUGCCCCGACAUCCCCAACCCCAACCAGUCUGAUGUUGACAACGACCUUGUGGGCGACUCAUGUGACACAAACCAGGACAGCGAUGGCGACGGCCACCAGGACACCAAGGACAACUGCCCCUUUGUGAUCAACAGCUCGCAGCUGGACACCGACAAAGACGGCCUGGGCGACGAGUGCGACGAUGACGACGACAACGAUGGCAUCCCCGACUUCAAACCGCCCGGACCAGACAACUGCAGGCUGGUUCCCAACCCGGAGCAAAUCGAUAAAAACAAUGACGGCGUGGGCGACAUAUGCGAGUCCGACUUCGACCAGGACAAAAUUGUCGACCAGAUCGACAACUGCCCCGAAAACGCGGAGGUGACUCUGACCGAUUUCAGGGCCUUCCAGACGGUGGUGCUGGACCCCGAAGGCGACGCUCAGAUUGACCCCAACUGGGUGGUCCUCAACCAGGGAAUGGAAAUCGUCCAGACCAUGAACAGCGAUCCCGGUCUGGCUGUGGGUUACACGGCCUUCAGCGGCGUUGACUUUGAGGGGACAUUCCACGUCAACACGGUGACGGACGACGACUACGCCGGCUUCAUCUUUGGCUACCAGGACUCCUCGUCCUUCUACGUGGUCAUGUGGAAGCAGACGGAGCAGACGUACUGGCAGGCCACGCCCUUCCGAGCCGUGGCCGAACCCGGCAUACAGCUCAAGGCCGUGAAAUCCCGAUCUGGGCCCGGGGAGCAUCUGAGGAACUCCCUGUGGCACACCGGGGACACCCAAGACCAGGUACGCCUCCUGUGGAAGGACCCCCGCAACGUGGGCUGGAAGGACAAAGUGUCCUACCGCUGGUACCUGCAGCACCGCCCCCAGGUUGGAUACAUCAGGGCCCGCUUCUACGAGGGUUCUGACCUGGUGGCCGACUCGGGCGUGACUAUCGACACGACCAUGAGAGGGGGCCGACUCGGCGUCUUCUGCUUCUCACAGGAAAAUAUCAUCUGGUCCAAUCUGAGAUACCGCUGCAAUGAUACCAUCCCCGAGGACUUCCAAGAGUUCAGCACUCAGCACGGCAUUGAUGCCAUCUAAAAGAAGAUAUUGCGUGUGUGCGAGAGUGUCCGCGCGUGGAAGAGUGUGUGACAGUUUUUGUGUGUGUCCAUGUAUGCAUUUUUGUGUACAUUUGCCAGAGCCGUGUCUUUGUACUGUAUGUGAAUCAUCUAAGCUAUAACGUUCGAUGUGUUACAACACAAACUACACGUUUACUAUGAUGGCGCAUAAUUAUUUCAUGCAUCGUAGUUUUUUUUAUUAAAUAUGAUGCGUUUUAUAAUAAGCAACAUUGUUGCUACCCUGCAAUAAAUGGGACAUAUUUAUGUAUACUGGUGCUAUUACAACAUACCCCUAAAAUACAAAGGUUCUUUUUUUUUAGCUGUUUGUUUUCUUGUCUUUGUGUGUGUGCGUGUGUGUGUGUGUGGUUGCAAUUAUUAACGCCUUUUGUUCCUUUUGGCAGGUGUGAAUGGAUCAAGUGUGGCCAAUUUGCAUGUUGUACAAAACGCUCCAAUUUCUGCCUCACAGGACAGCAUACAAAGUGGAGAAUUAUGUCCGUCGAUUUUCUUGUGCAGUAGAGGGCGCCCUUUCCCAAUAAAACACUGCCUCAUAAUGUCCA